AUGCAGAUCAAAGACGGCGCCUCAUACGCCGCACUUGAGUACGCGAAAUGGGCGAAGGAGAACCCGGACAAGGCCAGCAAGUUACCUAUUGUAGUCGUGCCCUCUGCCAUUGUUUACACGAACAAGUCGAAGUACCGUAGUUCCGUCAUCGUGCACUAUGGCAACCCCAUCUCAAUGGACCCUUACAUGGAGCAAUUCCUCUCGCCGGAAGAAGGACAAGCUCGUCUAGCCGCUAAGAGGCUGACACAGAAGAUCGAGGCUGAACUUGUUGAGAAGACAUUGAAUGCUCCAGACUGGGAUACACUAUACGCGGCGCGUAUGGCACGCGAUCUCCUUUGGCCAGACGAGUCGAGCUUGGCCCUCGAGAACUACGUCCCUGUGUCACAAACCUUGGUCGACUUGUUUGCGACGCCGGACGUUACCACCGACUUCAAGAAUGUCAAGCGCGCUCUUCUCGAGUACUAUGCUCUUCUGCAGUCUACAUAUCUCACCAAUGCUGUUUUGGCGUCGCUACCCCUUCCCAGCACCCUCGAUCCGAGCCGCCCUGUCCCUCUGCCCGGUCGCCUUAAGACCCUACUCGUUCUGAUCCGCGACACUAUAUCCAGCCUCGCUCUACUCCCAUUCUUCGUGCUGCCCCUCUUCAUACAUGCUCCGGCAUACGUCAUGGGUUGCCUGGGAGCCCGCUCGGUCGAGGAUGAGGAAGAGACGCAGGCACAGAACAAGGUGAUCUUUGGCUUGUUCUGCGUUCUACUGGCCUAUCCCACCGCUUUUGUCCUUCUAUGGGCAUUCCUGUACUACUCCCCCAUCGGUGCCUUGAUCUCACUGGGCCUUGUCUCGUUAUCAGCAUACUAUCACACUAUGCUCGUGAAGGACGCGUACAUGCGCGCGAGACGUAUACAGGCCACCUGGCGCGUCCUCUUGGGCAUCUGGGCCCCGAAGCGCUGGGAAUACUUCAUCACCGCACUACAGCAGUACACCACAACCCCCAAGCCCCCGCCCAACCCAUGGGUCAACAAGGGUACCUCCACGCCAACCGAAGCGCCGAAGGUCGAAGUGACGACGAGCACGAUGCAUAGCGGCGUGCCCCACGAGCCACCAGUGAAAUCACGCCGCAGGCGCCCGCGCUCUGGCCGUGUGAUGCGCCACGUUCUGCGCGCUCGCGCGGAAGCUGCAUCUGCUCUCACAGCUUUCUUCGGUACACUCAAGCGCUCUCCGGCCGUGCGUGUGCGCGCAUCCGCACAUCUAGCCCGUGCGUACGGUAGCACCGUAGACGAUGCACCUAUCGAGGACGCGCCCGAUGCAGUCGCGCCGACGCCUGGUCCGACGGGAUGGCGUAGCGCGAAGGAGGUCGUCGCAUUCCUGCGUGGACACGGGGCGAAAGUGGCAAACCUGUCUCAUGGGAUUGAGGCUGAUUGGGCGCUGCUCAACUCGGACGGAGAGCUCUCGAGCACCGACUUGUUGUACGAUAGUGAUUCGGCUUCGAACAAGUAG
Messenger RNA from Peniophora sp. CBMAI 1063, 1491 nucleotides. NCBI's taxonomy places the organism in Eukaryota, Fungi, Basidiomycota, Agaricomycetes, Russulales, Peniophoraceae. The record is from the annotation of a GenBank genome assembly.